UGAGUGGACGCGUCUUGCACGAAUACGAACUCGGUUCCUUAGUGCUUGAGAAUAGACAUUUGAUCCAAGAGUUAUUUUUGUUUAAUUAGAUUCCUUAAAGUCCAGUGUUGAAAGUUUGAAAAAGCGCAAUUAACUACGUACAUUCUUUCAUCAAAAAUUGGAGCAUAACACAUUUCAAGUGGUCGUUUCUCUCUGUUUCAACGUUUAAAUUAAUGAAAAUGAAAACCGACGACAGGAGCAACGUGCCAAAAGUUCGGAUUGCUAUAAUUGGGAUGUCAAAUGUUGGCAAGUCCGCUCUUACCGUCCGAUACUUAACGAGACGCUACAUUGGAGAAUACAGAAGUAACACUGAUUUACUGUAUAAACAAACUUUAUCAAUAAACAACACAUUAGUUGAUGUUGAAAUAGUGGACGUUUGUUGCACAUCCAACAACAUAGAGCAAUUUCCAGAAGAACCCAUUUACUGGGCUGAUGCAUGCGUUGUAGUAUACGAUGUUACAUCAAAAAGUUCCCUAACGUACGCAAUAGAUCUCCUGAAAACAGUUCACAAAUUGAGGAGUCAAAAUCCAAUGCCAACCGUCUUAAUUGGAAACAAGGCCGAUUUAGAACAUCUUAGAGAGGUGGAAGAAAUAGAAGGAAGAACAGCCGCCAUCCAGAAUAAUUGCAGUCAAUUUUUAGAAGUAUCAGUUGCAGAGAAUAGCUUAUCAAUUUACAGCGUGUUUGAUCUUCUUAUCAACGAGUGCCGUUCAACAGUUAGUAGUACCCAAAAGACUAGAAAAUUUUCUGUGUCUAAGAUGAUUGGUACGCUGAUUGGAAAUAGUAAUGGAAAAAUAUCGAAUUCGCCCAGUAAUGGGGGCACGGUAGUAGUUUGUCACAAGUCCGAUUUAUACAAGUCUCGGUUCUUAAAGAGAAGACAGAACUGCACAAAAACGGGGUCUUUAUGAUUUUCAAAAGGAUACGCAUUCGAUCUUAUUUUCUCAGUUGUAUGAGAAAAUUUAAUAAUUCUGUAUAAAAUUUGUGUAAUGUGUAAGCAGGUAUCUUGCUAAACAAUUACAUUUACUUUAUCAAUUAUUAUAUUAUUAGGAGGUACGUCCAGUUUUAAUUGUAUUUAUCCGGUUGAAAACAUUUCUUUGUAUUUUUAAUCUAAGCAUAUCCUAUUUCUGUCAUUUAAAAUGUUUUACCGCGUUUUAAAUUAUGAGAUUAAUUCUAUAAGAAAAGAAAAUUAAACCGUUAGCUCAUUUAGGAAUGAUAUGUAAAGCAGGGGUAUAUACAUAUGUAAAUAUGUAUAUGGGUAUAUACAUAUGUAAAUAUCUGAAUUAAAUAUGUAAAUUUGACAAUAUUUAGACAAAAGGUUAUUAUCGAAUAUGCUUCUUAUCGUUGUUUCGGAUUUGUAUUAAUUUCUUAGAAGUCUAAAAAUGAAACAGAAGUGGCGACGAUUAACAUUUACAAAAUUUUAUUGUAUGGGAAAAUGAUAACAGUAUGCAAAAGUCAAGUUUAAUGUUUCCAAAGAAGUUUUUUAUUCUUAUUUUAUUGCAAUAGUUAAACAAUUAUUUUGGUGAUUGAACUUGGUCAUUUUUCAUACUGUUAUGGACUUUAGACCUUAAUAGUUAAAUAUUGUCACUUUUAAUACUUUUUAGGCCUAGAUAUUAUUAUUUUUAAUUAUGAAGACACAUAAUCAUCAUCUCUCCUACAUUGUAUACCAAUUACUAAUUAAGAAAAUGAACUGUGAUACUCAACAAAAGAUUUUUAUACAAGGUGGAACUACCAGUGUUGACUGUAGUUUAAUGUGUAGCUUUUAAAUAAAAUCAUUUUUUACAUUUUA
This is a messenger RNA of Agrilus planipennis (emerald ash borer), 1822 nucleotides long. Its product is annotated as ras-related and estrogen-regulated growth inhibitor-like protein. The transcript has 5 exons. Gene Ontology annotation, molecular function: GTP binding; GTPase activity. Bases 213 to 944 code for a protein of 243 amino acids. The record is from RefSeq and is a predicted model, not a curated record. Lineage: Eukaryota; Metazoa; Arthropoda; Insecta; Coleoptera; Buprestidae.